AUGGCUAAAAUUUGCACUGUUUUCUUGAAAGAGAAACGAAUUAGAGAUCUCAUGGCAGAAUUUAACUGUUCCUACAAAAAAGCCCUUAUGCUUUAUGUCCCGCCGUCACCUCCAUCACCGAAUACGAAAAAUGACUCACCUCUACUUACACAACCUACAUCUGAAAAUGAAUCAUCACAACAAGAUAAACAGAUUCCCGGGCCUAAUGAUGUGUAUACACCUAGGCCCGGGGCAUAA
Parnassius apollo (apollo) is the source of this 237-nucleotide messenger RNA. NCBI's taxonomy places the organism in Eukaryota, Metazoa, Arthropoda, Insecta, Lepidoptera, Papilionidae. The record is from the annotation of a GenBank genome assembly.